Aspergillus nidulans FGSC A4 is the source of this 2891-nucleotide messenger RNA. Its product is annotated as putative ubiquitin-protein ligase (Asi3). The transcript is spliced from 2 exons. NCBI's taxonomy places the organism in Eukaryota, Fungi, Ascomycota, Eurotiomycetes, Eurotiales, Aspergillaceae. The record is from RefSeq and is a predicted model, not a curated record. Bases 1 to 2787 code for a protein of 928 amino acids.
AUGUCCUCUUCUACAGGUACCGGAAUACCUUCGACUGCCAUGAAUACUUCCGCACAUUCACCAUCUGUAUCCUCCGUGAAUCUAUCUUCAACUGAAAGUGAUUAUGUCUUGCGUCUUUUCCGCGGCCUUCGACGCGCGGAAUCGUAUGCCUUUUACCUUGUCCCCGAGCGUCUUUUGAGGAUAACCGGAUAUCGUGAACUGCAAGCAUACGUGUGGAAUACAUUCGGUGUUGGACGGGAAAUGCAUGCAAUAGCGGCGGCAACCGAAGCUGCUGGUGAAGCUGCGAGAGAGGCUGCGGUAGAGGCCGCAGCCCAGCCUGAUACUGGCAUUCAUUUCACGGAUCUUUUACAAGGUGCCAUAAAGAUCACGAUAUAUGCUUCUACAAGGAGACAUUUACACUUAGACUGGAUGAGACGACUGGCUUUGCGCAUCAUCCCUAUUCUACUCUUCGUUUCUCAAAUACACUCCCUUCUUCGGGCAAUUAAAUGCCAAACGUCGCCUGACUACCCGGAACUUCGGUAUGGUACGCCCGGGAAGAGUCUGCUCUUGGACCAUGCUGGACAAGGGGGAUUCCUCUAUUCUCUAAGCUCUACUUUGCUCCCAUGGGAGACUGACCAGCAUUCGUGCAAUGCCUUGGGCAUGAACCGCGUGGGUUCUGACAUACCAAACGGCACGUUUAGACUAUUAUGGCCAGUUUUUCUGCGAAUAUGCUUGAGCCAUUUCGUGGAAACUCUAUCAAGCUCUCUACAGGGGAGGCCUGUUGUCGCCGAGGGAGGAAUGUCUAUUUUUGAGCAUUCGCUCUCUUUCGCUGAAGCCGAGUCGACCAUCAGCCAAUCCUUAGGUUUAGGGCCCUUUAGCUCACCUAAACCAAGCACGGGCGGAGACGGCGGUGGUGAGAGCUCACGCUCAUCGCUUCAUAUGCUUACAAAAUCGCAAAUACUGGACCGAAUGAAUGUCACUCCAGAGUUGCUGCUGAUUGCUCUGAUCUCUUGUUGUCAUUGCCUGUCCUCCAAUGUGCUCGAUGUUCUUGGCAAGCAAAGCAGAUACCGCCUUGUUAACACCACUUUCUGGGGUCUGUGUUUUAUGGCGGCAAUGACAUGGGGCCUUGUUAGUGGAUCUCCCCCAAACAGUGACGGGUUAUCAGUGAGAUUUCCGACCGUUUGCGUUGUCGGCUUCAUACCGCAUCUCAUGAUUCUGUGCGGUAUCAUCGUGUGUGCCGGGAUCUACUCAAUCGCUCUCGUAAUAACUGCUUUCUCUUUGCCUUCCGAUACCCCUCAGCAGUUGACUCUCCGACAAAGGUUUCAACUGGCGCAUGAAAAUAUGCAAGGGUCCAAUCAGGUUGGCAGUGUGCGACUGAAUCCCCACGAGGACUUCUAUAGUGCUCUCCUUAGGAUCGGUUACACUGCCUUAACGGCAGCGAGCGAAGCUGUCUUCCUCAAUGAGGGAAGAAGUGUCGUUGCGCGUAAUAUGACAUGGCUAGAGGAGGAUAGGCUCGCAGAAAUUGAACAAUCUCGCCGGGUGCGCUCAGUGCAGCAGGCCUCUGGUACUUUACCGGCGGAUUUUCCUUUCGAGAAUCGAGAGCUUGUUGCCUUUGAAGUUCAAGAGGCCGCCUCUGAAUGGGAGAGUGGUUAUGGCAAGGAGAAGAAAUUUCAGAGGCCUAAGAACAAGCCACGAACGUCAAGAUACCAAACUAACCCUGGCGGUGUUGGUGCCUUCCGCGGUCUCGUUCGAUGUUACCAAGGGAUUUCCUUCUUCCGCGCAAUCUUCUAUUUGAUGUUCAGGUGGGUGACAGUCGCGUCCGAUAAAGCUUUAUCCCGUGUUGGGAUUACUGCCCGGCCUCAGUGGGUUAAAGCUAUUCUACGGAGCAAAGCUGCGCAGGAUAACUCGGGCAAGACUGAACCUGAGUCUUUGGACUUUUGGAUACUUACGGAUGAGGGAGAGCUAGAGCUGCCCGAAAACCACGAAUUCGACGUCGAAAAAGAGAUGAGAAAGAGGGAGCGGCUGAACGCGGGUGACUGGAGUCCGUCUGAUGAGCAACGCCUAGAUGAGAAGCUUUAUAACUGGUGGAAAGCAGGGGGCUCAUGGGGCAAUGAAGAUCAUACCUCGGAUUACGAGUUGUCUGAGAACGAUUGGGAUGACACGACUAGCGUCGUAUCUACCGUUACCACCGACUCCGAAUGGGAGGAUGAAUCAGAUGGCCGACGCACGCCCACGCAGACUAACCCAUUUCCUAAUGAAUACUACAGAGAGUCUACCCCAACGCCCGAAUCCCUAAUGGACGUUAGCUCUAUUGCACGUCUCCUUGACCCCCCUGACGAAGCCACACGACAGGAAGCACGGAUUUUGGCUGCUCACCUUAAUGCUGGGCGAGAAGGACGGGUCCUGACGAGACGUCAAUAUCAGGCACAGAUUGAACGGCAGAGGGCGCAGGUGCUGCUAGGUCCGCAUCGCUCUCGCCUAGCAGCAGGCUCGCGUGACGGGAAUCAAAAGCCCAGCGCACAGGAGGAGUCCGAGAUCUUAGAGAAACUUAUACUGGACAAGCGCUCUGCAACUUUGGCGAGCGCGGCCAACACAGAACAAACAUGGGAGACCGGCGCGUCUGGCUUAGGGUCCAGCGGCCCUCCAUGUGUUGUCUGCCAAACAAAUUCCCGCUCCAUUAUCGUCUGGCCCUGCCGGUGUCUUUGUAUAUGCGAGGAUUGCAGGGUAAGCCUGGCGAUGAACAACUUUGGAAGCUGCGUGACUUGCCGGCAGGAGGUGGGCGGGUUUGUACGAUUAUGGGUGCCGUAGGGUUAUUAUAGUAGCCCUGCGGUCACUUGUUUCCUGUUCUUGUAUCUGAUAUCCCUAUUCACUACUUUUCGGUCAUAAUAUAUCACUGCGGGGCUUACUGAAGU